CCCGCUCCGCGCGCCCUGCCCGCAGCCGCCGCCGAAGCUCUCGCUCCCAGCGCCACGGACGCCCCCGGGCCAAGCGGCGGUGCGCUCCCGUGCAGACCCGUGGACAGACGCCCCUGGCCGGUGGACUCUCGAGUCUCGCUUCUGCACCCUGCGUCCCCAGACAUGAAUGUGAGGAGGGUGGAAAGCAUUUCGGCUCAGCUGGAGGAGGCCAGCUCCACAGGCGGUUUCCUGUACGCUCAGAACAGCACCAAGCGCAGCAUUAAAGAGCGGCUCAUGAAGCUCUUGCCCUGCUCAGCUGCCAAAACGUCGUCUCCUGCUAUUCAAAACAGUGUGGAAGAUGAACUGGAGAUGGCCACCGUCAGGCAUCGGCCCGAAGCCCUUGAGCUUCUGGAAGCCCAGAGCAAAUUUACCAAGAAAGAGCUUCAGAUCCUUUACAGAGGAUUUAAGAACGAAUGCCCCAGUGGUGUUGUUAAUGAAGAAACCUUCAAAGAGAUUUACUCGCAGUUCUUUCCACAGGGAGACUCUACAACAUAUGCACAUUUUCUGUUCAAUGCAUUUGAUACAGACCACAAUGGAGCUGUGAGUUUCGAGGAUUUCAUCAAAGGUCUUUCCAUUUUGCUCCGGGGGACAGUACAAGAAAAACUCAAUUGGGCAUUUAAUCUGUAUGACAUAAAUAAAGAUGGCUACAUCACUAAAGAGGAAAUGCUUGAUAUAAUGAAAGCAAUAUACGAUAUGAUGGGUAAAUGUACAUAUCCUGUCCUCAAAGAAGAUGCUCCCAGACAACACGUUGAAACAUUUUUUCAGAAAAUGGACAAAAAUAAAGAUGGGGUUGUUACCAUAGAUGAGUUCAUUGAAAGCUGCCAAAAAGAUGAAAACAUAAUGCGCUCCAUGCAGCUCUUUGAAAAUGUGAUUUAACAAAAUGUGAUUUAAGUUGUCAAAUAGAUCCUGAAUCCAACAGACAAAUGUGAACUAUUCUACCACCCUUAAAGUUGGAGCUACCACUUUUAGCAUAGAUUGCUCAGCUUGACACUGAAGCAUAUUAUGCAAACAAGCUUUGUUUUAAUAUAAAGCAAUCCCCAAAAGAUUUGAGUUUUCAGUUAGUUAUAAAUUUGCAUCCUUUUCAUAAUGCCACUGAGUUCAUGGGAUGGUCUAACUCAUUUCAUACUCUGUGAAUAUUCAAAAGAAAUAGAAUCUGGCAUAUAGUUUUAUUGGUUCCUUAGCCAUGGGAUUAUUGAGGCUUUCACAUAUCAGUGAUUUUAAAAUAUCAGUGUUUUUUGCUACUCAUUUGUAUGUAUUCAGUCCUAGGAUUUUGAAUGGUUUUCUAAUAUAGUGACAUCUGCAUUUAAUUUCCAGAAAUUAAAUUAAUUUUCAUGUUUGAAUGCUGUAAUUCCAUUUAUAUACUUUAAGUAAACAAGAUUACAACAAUUAAAAAAACACAUAGUUCCAGUUUCGUUUCUAUGGCCUUCCCACCUUCUGUUAGAAAUUAAUUAAUUUUAUCUGGCAUUUUUAAACAUUUAAAAAUUAGUUUAUUAUCAGAUAUCAGCAUAUGCCUAAUAAAACUUAUUUUAAUAAGCAUUUAAUUUUCCAUAAUAUGUUACAGCCAAGGCCUAUAUAAUAAUUUUGGAUUUGUUCAAUCUUUCUUACAGGCUGUUUUCUAUUGUAUCAAUCAGUAUCAAUCAUUAAGUGGAAGUUGAAGAAGACAACACAAGGAUGUUUACAGACAUAUGCAAAGGGUCAGGAUAUCUAUCCUCCAGUAUAUAGUAAUUAUCCUCCAGUAUAUCGUAAUGCUUAAUAACAAGUAAUCCUAACAGCAUUAAAGGCCAAAUCUGUCCUCUUUCCCCUGACUUCCUUACAGCAUGUUUGUUUAUAUUACAAGCCAUUCAGGGACAAAGAAAGAAACCUUGACUACCCCACUGUCUACUAGGAACAAACAAACAGCAAGCAAAAUUAGCAAGCAAAAUUCUUAGCAAGCAAAAUUCACUUUGAAAGCACCAGUGGUUCCAUUACAUUGACAACUACUACCAAGAUUUAGUAGAAAAUAAGUGCUGAACAACUAAUCCAGAUUACAGUAUGAUUUAGCUCAUCAUAAUUCAGAUUAUUUUUAAUCAUCUUAGCCAAAACUGUAAAGUUGCCACAUUACUAAAGCCACACACAUCAUCCCUGUUUUGUAGAAAUAUCACAAAGACCAAGAGGCUACAGAAGGAGGAAAUUUGCAACUGUCUUUGCAACAAUAAAUCAGGUAUCUAUUCUGGUGUAGAGAUAGGAUGUUGAAAGCUGCCCUGCUAUCACCAGUGUAGAAAUUAAGAGUAGUACAAUACAUGUACACUGAAAUUUGCCAUCGCGUGUUUGUGUAAACUCAAUGUGCACAUUUUGUAUUUCAAAAAGAAAAAAUAAAAGCAAAAUAAAAUGUUUAUAACUCUA
Molecule: messenger RNA, 2421 nt
Organism: Pan troglodytes (chimpanzee)
Lineage: Eukaryota; Metazoa; Chordata; Mammalia; Primates; Hominidae
Gene: KCNIP4
Product: potassium voltage-gated channel interacting protein 4
Exons: 9
Coding region: 163-915 (250 amino acids)
Biological process (GO): regulation of potassium ion transmembrane transport
Cellular component (GO): voltage-gated potassium channel complex
Molecular function (GO): calcium ion binding; potassium channel regulator activity
Source: RefSeq, a predicted model, not a curated record